Messenger RNA from Helianthus annuus (common sunflower), 2305 nucleotides. RefSeq names its product U-box domain-containing protein 14. Gene Ontology annotation, molecular function: protein binding; ubiquitin-protein transferase activity. The transcript has 4 exons. The coding region runs from base 277 to 2148 and encodes 623 amino acids. Gene Ontology annotation, cellular component: nucleus; cytoplasm. Gene Ontology annotation, biological process: protein ubiquitination; cell surface receptor signaling pathway. The record is from RefSeq and is a predicted model, not a curated record. NCBI's taxonomy places the organism in Eukaryota, Viridiplantae, Streptophyta, Magnoliopsida, Asterales, Asteraceae.
GAAUAACACAACUAGACAUUUUCUUGCUUUCUCACAAAACCGUUGUUGACUUUCUCUCUCCAUCUUCAAAAACACCCACCCAAUAAAUAGUGUUAGCCAACACGCUUUUAGGGAUUUCACCAUGAUUUUGCUUCAAUAAACCCAGAAAUCAUCUCCACUCUAACCCUUUUCUUUCAACAAAACCCAUUGCCAUUCAAACCCACUUCAUCUUCUUCAAUUCUCGACAAAAAAACCAUCUUGAAAGCUUCAAUUGUGUCUGAAUUUGGUGGCCCAAUAAUGGCCGAUCAAGAAGGAGGAGAUUUGGUGAGUCAACUCGUUGACUCAGUCAGAGAAAUUUCAGGGUUACCCGAGUGCAGAAACGCUGUAAGGAAGAUGUAUGGGAACUUGAUGAGGAGAGUGAAGCUUUUGAGCCCUUUGUUUGAGGAACUUAAAGAUAGUGAACAACAGCUUGAUGAUGGUGAUCUUAAAGGGCUGCAGGCUUUGAGAGUUGCUUUGAAUUUGGCUUUGGAGGUUCUAAAAUCGGUCAAUGAUGGCAGUAAGAUUUAUCAGGCGCUUCAAAUCGAGAAAACCGCAGGGAAGUUUCAUGCAGUAACAACACAGAUUGAAGAGGCGCUGAGCCAAAUUCGUUAUCAAAGACUCAAUCUAUCUGAGGAAGUUCAUGAACAGAUUGAACUUGUGCAUGUACAAUUUAAAAGAGCGAAAGGGAGAAUGGAUUCUUUCGAUUUGCAGCUUCAGCGAGAUUUGGCUACGGUGAACAAGGGAAAAGAGCCUGAUCUCGAAACAAUCAAAAGACUAUCUGAAAAGCUGCAUCUCACAACGGUUAACGAUCUAAGGAGGGAAUCAACUGCGAUUCAUGAUAUGAUGUCAGCGACUGAUGGACGUCCUGAAGAAGAUUGCAUUGACAUGAUGUCGUUUCUUUUAAAGGAAGUUAAAGGUUGUGUGAUGUUGGGUAAUCCGGAAGUUGAUAUCGUGGAGGGGGAAAAGAGUGUGAUGAGGCAUCGAUCUCCUGUGAUUCCGGAUGAUUUUAGGUGCCCGAUAUCUCUUGAAUUGAUGAAAGAUCCCGUGAUUGUGUCGACUGGGCAGACGUAUGAGAGAUCGUCUAUUCAAAAAUGGCUCGACGCUGGACACAAAACAUGUCCAAAAACUCAACAAACAUUGCUACACACGGCAUUGACUCCAAAUUAUGUCUUAAAAAGUCUAAUUGCUUUAUGGUGCGAUAGUAACGGUGUUGAGCUUCCUAAAUCUAACAACAAACCAGGACGAAGCGGUUCAGAGUGCGAUCGAACGGUGAUCGGCUCGUUGCUCCAAAAACUUGUGAUUGGGGACUCGGAUGAACAACGAUCGGCUGCUGGUGAGCUUCGGUUAUUAGCCAAAAGAAAUGCUGAUAACCGAGUAUGCAUAGCCGAAGCCGGAGCUAUUCCGCUUUUAGUAGAAUUAUUAUCAUCUCGAGACGGUAGAACUCAAGAACAUGCCGUCACCGCCCUCUUGAAUUUAUCAAUAAACGAGGCUAAUAAAGGGAUCAUCGUGAGCGUUGGAGCAAUACCCGAAAUCGUCGACGUUUUAAAAAACGGGAGUACAGAAGCUCGAGAAAACGCAGCCGCCACCCUUUUCAGCUUAUCAGUGGUGGACGAAAACAAAGUCGCCAUCGGUGCCGCCGGCGCAAUCCCGCCGCUAAUCGAUUUGCUCCAAGAAGGGACACCUCGAGGAAAAAAAGACGCGGCGACCGCCAUUUUCAACCUAUGCAUCUAUCAAGGAAACAAGGUUCGGGCAGUCCGGGCAGGGAUUGUACCACCGUUGAUGAGACUGUUGAAAGAUGCCAGCGGCGGGAUGAUGGAUGAGGCGUUGGCGAUUUUGGCGAUACUUGCUAGCCACCAUGAAGGGAAGAUGGCUAUUGCGGAAGCGGAUCCGAUGGAGGUUUUGGUGGAGGUGAUUCGGUCUGGGUCGGCCCGGAACCGGGAAAACGGGUCAGCGGUUUUGUGGUCUUUGUGCGCGGGUGAUAUUCGGCUGUUGAAAAUUGUGAAGGAGCUUGGGGCUGAAGAAGUGUUGAAGGAACUGUCUGAGAAUGGAACUGAUAGAGCAAAGAGAAAAGCUGGAAGUGUGCUGGAACUUCUUCAAAGAAUUGAUUCUGUUGAAACAGUAGUUGGUUAAUGUUAAUAACUUAAUUAAUAUAUGUGAUUUUAUGUUAUAAUGGUGAUAUUUUUUUCUAUAUAUGAAAACUUGGAAGGAUGAUAAUUUAUAAAACUAUUGAAGUUGUAUAAUAUUGAAAGAGUUGGUAUUGUAUGUAAAGUGAAGAAAUUUCUUUUUG